AUGUUAACUGUGUGUUUUCUUUGUGUUCCCAGUUUUCUCUUUUGGAUUUCAUUCUUGGAUGUCUUUACUAAUUUUUGUUUGUACCUUUUGUUAUUUUAUUAUCAAAAUCUUAUUUUUUUUCUGCCGAAGAUUCUUCAGUGAUCAUCACAGAAAAACACAAAGAAGAGCGCAGUGUCUCUCAGACACUGGUGUACACAGUUUGCCGGGUUCUCUGUGUGAAGCAGCUUCCCUGCUACCUGCAGUCCCAACUCCAUCACAAAUGAUGAUGUGACGGACAGCUGUGUUUCGGUGGUGUUGUGGAGCAGUGGAUGUCCCGGCCGGAGGAGCUGGAGGAGGGCAGGCGGAGGGUCUGAGCUCUGUGUCGGUGUCCAGGAUGGAGACGUGGACCCCCAAUCCCCGAGCCAAACCUUUCAUCCCCCGCCAACAAAGAAGCCUGUACCUCACCUGGAAAUACAAACUGACCAACAAGAGGUCGAUCCGUCGGUUCUGUCAGGCUGGCGCUGUGCUGUUUCUGCUCAUAACAGUCAUAGUCAACAUCAAACUCAUCUUGGACACGAGAAGAGUCGCUAGUGAAGAUGCAGCAGCUCAAGAAUAUGAGGAUGCAAUACCCAACAUGGAGACGCCACGCAGGCCGGCUAAUGGACGCAAGGUCUUGGACAUCGAGGUGUACUCCAGCCGCUCCAAGGUCUACGUGGCAGUGGAUGGCACUACUGUGUUAGAGGAUGAUAUGCGGGAGCAGGGCAGAGGCAUCCACGUGAUAGUCCUCAACCAGGCAACUGGUCACGUGAUGGCCAAGAGGAUAUUUGACACAUACUCUCCCCACGAGGACGAAGCAAUGAUCCUCUUCCUCAACAUGGUGACCCGGGGUCGAGUCCUCAUCUUCACCAUAAAGGAUGAGGGGACGUUCCACCUGAAGGAUGCUGCAAAGAACCUGCUCAAGAAUCUGGGCAGCCAGGUGUCCCUCAACCUGAGCUGGAGGGACAUGUGGACUCUUGUGGUGAAGAAAGGAGGUCAGGUGUAUGGAGAGAAGCAUGCAAAGUCUCCCGCUCUCUCCACUUGGGGGGACCCGGUGCUGCUGAAGACUGAGGUGCAGCUCACCGCCUCUGAAGAGGCAGAGUGCCACUGGGCGGACACCGAGCUGAACAGAAGGAGAAAGCUCUUCUGCAGCAAAGUUGAAGGAUACGGCAGCAUCUGCAGCUGCAAAGACCCGGCACCCAUCGAGUUCAACCCGGACCCUCUGACGAACAACCACGUCUUCAGUGUCCCAGUUGCUGUCAUAGCAGGAAACAGACCCAAUUAUCUCUACAGGAUGCUGAGGUCGCUUCUCUCAGCUCAUGGUGUCAACCCGCAGAUGAUAACCGUCUUCAUCGAUGGAUAUUAUGAGGAGCCAAUGGAUGUUGUCGAGCUGUUUGGACUGAAAGGAGUGCAGCACACACCUAUCAGUAUCAAGAAUGCCAGAGUGUCCCAGCAUUACAAGGCCAGUCUGACUGCAACCUUCAAUCUGCACCCAGAUACAAAUUUUGCCAUCGUCCUAGAAGAAGACCUGGACAUUUCCAUCGACUUCUUCAGUUUUUUGAGUCAAACUAUCCACCUGUUGGAUCAGGACGACAGUCUGUACUGUAUAUCAGCCUGGAAUGACCAGGGGUACGAGCACACAGCAGAGGAUUCGGCCCUACUGUACAGAGUGGAGAGCAUGCCCGGCCUGGGCUGGGUGCUGAAGAAGAGCCUGUACAAGGACGAGCUGGAGCCAAAGUGGCCGACGCCUGAGAAGCUGUGGGACUGGGACAUGUGGAUGCGAAUGCCGGAGCAGAGGAAAGGCAGAGAGUGCAUCAUCCCUGACGUGUCCCGCUCGUACCACUUCGGCAUCAUCGGCCUUAACAUGAACGGAUAUUUCCAUGAGGUUUAUUUCAAGAAACACAAGUUCAACACUGUUCCUAACGUACAGCUGAAGAAUGUAGACAGCUUAAAGAAAGAUGGGUAUGAAGUGGAGAUCCAAAACCUGCUGAAGGAAGCAGAGGUUCUGGACCACACCAAGAAUCCGUGUGAGGACUCGUUCCUGCCGGACUCUGAGGGGAAGACCUACGUCAUGUUCAUCAAGAUGGAAACGGAGACAGACACAUCCACCUGGACUGAGCUUGCCAAGUGCCUCCAUGUCUGGGACCUGGAUGUUCGGGGAUACCACAGAGGCCUGUGGCGACUCUUCAGAAAAAGGAACCACGUCCUCGUCGUGGCUGUGCCGAUAUCUCCAUACUCUGUGAAGAAACCAGCCAACGUCACUCCCAUUCACUUAGAGCCUCCGCCCAAAGAAGAGGGAGCACCGGUGGAGCAGAUCUAAUGUUACACUCGGACACACACUCAAACUUCAGCCAGUCCAGGCCUUAACUCUUCUUCUCCUCUAGCAACAACCACUGAUAAUCCAGCCUGGGAUCCACAAACACGUCUGACUUUUCCCUGAACUUGUGUUCAAGAGGAUACCUGGGAAUUGGAGCCCUUCUUUCACUUUUCUAUUUCACAAAGAGGGAGUGACACCACAAACUGCACUAUUAAAUCCGUCCUACAGCUUCGGGACGGCUUACACUACAACCACUUCUGCUCAGACAGGACUGUCGGCUAAUCCACGGCCUUUAAAAUCUGAGCUGUGAACGGUACAAAUGACACAAACUCACUCACCAGAAUUUACUUUUAGUUUAGCGUGUUUUUUUUUUUUUAACUACUGAGUGCUUUGUCCAUUUUGUACAUACGUUUUAACUUAUGGCUAUUUAUUUUACAUCAGUCAAUCAAACACCAGAUCAGUGUUUUGUUCAGUUUAUUUUUUAAAGAUCCACUUUGAUCUGAAUCAGUGCUUUUUUGAAGAGCCUAACGUUUACAGACAAAGAGAUAAUAAUGUAUAUACAGUACAUGCCUAUAUAUAUUUUUUGAUGAAAAAUGUAAAGGGUCAGCAUAUUUUUCAGCAUUAGAUAUCGAGUUAGAGCGAGAGAGUUGAUAAGAGCCCUGUGGGUUUUCACUAGUAUUGACUGCCUGGGCCGGUUGCUGGAUUGGGUUAAAUGAGAGAAAGUCAAUGGUGGCUGAGAGCGACAGGAUCAAGAGAGUGGUGACAGAUUGAAUGCAAAUCACUCUUCUGUAUGAGAAAGGCAGAAACUCUGAAUACAUUGUGCAUUAUUCUGUGUGCAUCUCCAAGUACAAAAAUGAUGCUUCCAUUUCUUGAUUUUUGUAUUAUUUUCUGUAAUUUGUUUAUAUUUACUUUUUUAUAGACUUAUUGAUUUAAAACCCCAGUAAUGAAGAGAUGACUAUGCGUAGAGUAUUUCAAGUAAUUUGGCCCUAAAAUGUAAAAAAAAAUUGUUGUCAUCAAUUUUUUGAGUCUGAUGCAUUUAUCUUUCAGGUUUGUGACUUUGCAAUAAGUUAAAAAAAAUGCCAGCUCAUAUAUUUUUUUGCAAAAACAGGCGAAAAUAUCAAGUUUAAAAAAAAUCAUAUAUAUUGUAGAUACCUUUUUGAAACUAUUUCAAACAGAAGAUCAAAUAUUUGGGAGGUAUGUAUUUGUUUUUUCCGUUACUCGGGAGGCCACAUAAAGCUGAAUUGCACCUCCACCUAGGAGCAUAAAGCAGACAUGUUUGUGUAAUUCCAAAAAAUUUGACUAAUUUGUAAUUCCUCCUGCUCUCAGGUCAUGAUCACUGAAGAAAAAAAAUGUAGAACAGAUCAUAAAAAUAGUUUUAUGAGACAUGUUUUCACUCACUUGUCUCCUAGGGCUUCCAUAAAAACAGAAAUGAGGCUUUAGUUUGUUUCUCGGCAGUAUUUAAGACAAUUUAAAAACCAUGCCAAGCUCCUUCCAUUUCUAUUUUUACUAACUUGCAACCCACAAAGAAUUCUUCUCUCACAAUACAAGUUAACAAUCCCAACACCCAAAAAACUGAAAGUCCUGUUGCAUUUUUCGGCAUGAGUGUUUUUUUUAUUUGAAAAAGCAAACACAGAAACACAAACCUAUCUCUCCUGCUCAUUAUAUUUAUUUACGCGCACACUAUGUUUCAUUAACCCUGUCAUAUUUAAGUGCAGUGAAUGUGGCUACUCAAUCCAAACCAACUUGUUCUUCAGUGUGCAGACUUUUGUCCUCUCAGCCACCAAAUCAGAAACGCGGUGUCUCUCAACCUUUGAUAGAUUGUACUUUCUUAUAGGGAGAAAACACGCGGUUAAUCUGAGUCUUUUACAUCAGCAGGUUAACUGUCAUUAAAUGGAAAAGACCGGCAGACUAUUAAAUGCUCCUCAUGUACUUAAUAUUGAAGAUAACUGCUGUAAUUAGCCGGGAAAUAGCAGAGGUGCUGACUCAUUUUGGCACAGGUCCUUCAUCUGUGGUUAAGUCCAACCAGUUCAACAUAACUCUUUGAGGUUACACCCUACAGCGAGGCUAAGACUGGAAGUAUGUGCUGCUAUUGUAUUGAGUCCAUUAUUUCAAGACUACAGCUGAAACACUUCAAAAGAACAAGCUCAUAUCUAUAUUUAUGUUUGUGUUUUUAGAUUUGACACAUUAUUUUUGCAGAAUUUGUUUUGAUUUCACUUUUUUAUGUUCCAUUUUAAAACAUGAUUCAUCUUAUCUGGAGAUAACUGACUUUUAACCAUCUCAUAAUUACAAAAUCCAGAUCUUGUAAUUGUAUAAAGACAAAUGAUAACAACACUUAAAGUUUGUUUUUUGCUUUGAAAUGUUUUCCUUGACUUUGAGAUGAAGUACGAAAUGAUUUGAUACUGCUUUCUAUCCCUGCAAUGUUCAUCACUAAGCUGCAGAACCAGUUAUACAUAUCAGUUUAACAUGGAUCAGUUUCUUAGAGUGCAUAAUGACACUGUAACGUAGCCGCAGGCGAACAAAUAGACACUUUCAAUCAGUGUUGUAAGAAGAUAAUUGCAAUCUCUCAAGCAUCUGAAGGUUUUAUUAAUGGAAUUUCUGGAAUUUCAAACUGAUAUUGAGAAAGAAAUGUUCUCCCACCACUCCAAGAUACUGUUGAGGGGGAUUCAUCGACCACCACAGCUGUGUUUAUCAUAUCAUGAUGUUUUCUAAGACUCAUCAUCAUCUUCAUCUUUACUUUAGAGCGACUUCCAGCUGUCGAAACAUUUAACCGACUAUGAAUGAGUUUGUGACGGACGUGCAGCUCGAUUAGUUUUAUUACGUUUUGAUCUGUUGUGUGAAUUUGUGUGUGCAGGAAACCAUCAGACAGAAUGACUUACUAAGCAGCUCAUGUAUUGACUGACUGAACAAGUGUCCACUUUUGUCCUGAAGAUUUCAGUUUGCUUUUCUGAAACAGAAGUAGAAGAAUCCGCCCACUUCAUGGAAGGUCCUUUUUCCAUUCACUCUACAGUGUGCUUCUCUUUGUCUCCACAGCAAUACAUUUAGUUUUAUUUAAAGCUGUGAGAGAUGGUUGUGUGUGUGUGUGUGUGACGAUGAGGAACCAUGGACAUACUGUAAGCCUCGGAUGCAGUUUGACGUGUAUACGAGUUCCUUUAUCUUUUAACAUGGAAAUGAAUAAAGAUGUUUUUUACUGAG
Notolabrus celidotus (New Zealand spotty) is the source of this 5524-nucleotide messenger RNA. It is a transcript of the gene pomgnt1, whose product is annotated as protein O-linked mannose N-acetylglucosaminyltransferase 1 (beta 1,2-). Gene Ontology annotation, molecular function: beta-1,3-galactosyl-O-glycosyl-glycoprotein beta-1,3-N-acetylglucosaminyltransferase activity. The record is from RefSeq and is a predicted model, not a curated record. The transcript is spliced from 24 exons. Gene Ontology annotation, cellular component: Golgi membrane. Gene Ontology annotation, biological process: protein O-linked glycosylation via N-acetylgalactosamine. Lineage: Eukaryota; Metazoa; Chordata; Actinopteri; Labriformes; Labridae. The coding region runs from base 374 to 2335 and encodes 653 amino acids.